CUACGUAAGUAAAACCCUGCGUUCCCUUUCCUUUCCCUCUUCCCUGAAGUCCGCACGCCGCCACCACCGCUCCACAGAACAAACUUUCGUCAGCAAACGGCAACUUUGCUUGCUUUCAAUUCUCCUUCCUCUCCGCCUCCAGAUUUUCUCCCUUCCCUCAAACUGCUAUCGCUGCGUCCCCUCAAGCAAGGAGCGCGCGGAUAGCAAUGGGGAUAUUCGAGCCGUAUCGAGCGAUUGGCUAUAUCACCACCGAUGUCCCCUUCUCGGUUCGAAGACUAGGGACAGAGACCUUCGUCACAGUCAGUGUUGGAAAGGCGUGGCACUCCUACAACUGCGCAAAAUUGACCUUGUUUCUUGGAGGUCCUCAAUUACCAAAAAAGAUCAGAUCUCUUGCAUCUUAUAAGGAUUUUACUAUUGCUGCCUAUGGAAAUGAUAUUGGUGUCUUUAAACGUGCUCAUCAGGUAACUACGUGGAGCAGACAUCAGCACAAAGUUAAUCUAUUGCUUGUGUUUGGAGACCAUGUCUUGAGUGUUGAUAUCAAAGGCAAUUUGUUUAUAUGGUCCUUAAGAGGAGAUGAACUGAACCUUGAACCAGUUGGCCAUAUUCUGUUAGAUGACAAAUUCACCCCAACUUGUAUUAUGCAUCCAGAUACUUAUCUUAACAAGAUCAUUAUUGGCAGUCAAGAAGGCCAGUUGCAGUUAUGGAAUGUCAACACAAAGAAAAAGCUGUUUGACUUUACAGGGUGGAAUUCAUCUGUAUGUUGUUGUGUUGCAUCACCUGCACUGGAUGUUGUUGCCAUUGGCUGUUCUGAUGGUACUAUCCAUGUCCACAAUGUGCGCUAUGAUGAAGAAAUAGUGUCCUUUACACAUUCUGAGCGUGGCGCUGUAACAGCCUUAUCAUUCAGAACAGAUGGGCAGCCUUUUCUUGCAUCUGGUGGUUCAUCAGGCGUUAUAAGCAUAUGGAAUCUAGAGAAGAGGAGACUUCAAUCUGUCAUUAGGGAAGCUCAUGAUGGAACGAUUAUUUCACUCCAUUUUUUUGCCAACGAGCCUGUUUUAAUGAGUUCAUCAGCGGAUAAUUCGAUUAAGAUGUGGAUUUUUGAUACAAUUGAUGGGGAUGCUCGCCUCUUACGCUUUCGGAGUGGGCAUAGUGCUCCACCUUUAUGCUUAAGAUUUUAUGGGAACGGGAGGUAUAUCUUAUCUGCUGGUCAAGAUCGGGCUUUUCGUCUUUUCUCUAUUAUUCAGGAACAACAAAGUAGGGAGCUUUCUCAACGUCAUGUAACUAAAAGAGCCAAGAAGCUCAGAGCACGGGAGGAAGAAAUCAAAUUGAAGCCCGUUAUUGCGUUUGACUUUGCUGAGAUUCGUGAACGUGAUUGGUGCAAUGUUGUUACCUGUCAUAUGGACACGCCUCAGGCUUAUGUUUGGCGGCUUCAGAACUUUGUUAUUGGUGAGCAUAUUCUAUCACCAUCAGCAGAUAUCCAAACUCCCAUUAAGGCAUGUGCAAUAAGUGCAUGUGGCAAUUUCUCCAUCUUGGGUACUCAUGGUGGUUGGAUUGAACGGUUUAACCUCCAAUCAGGCAUCAGCCGAGGUAGUUAUAAUGAUAUUUCAGAAUCAAGACAGUAUGCACAUGAUGGUGAAGUGGUUGGAAUUGCUUGUGAUGCUACUAACAGCUCAAUGAUCAGUGCAGGAUAUAAUGGUGACCUCAAGGUAUGGGAUUUUAAAGGACGUGAACUAAGAUCCAAUUGGAAUGUUGGAAAACAUGUAAUUAAGUUGGUGUAUCACCGAGUAAAUGGUCUUUUGGCAACUGUAUUGGAGGAUAUGGUUAUUCAGCUGUAUGAUGUAGUGGCACUGAGGAUGGUUCGGAAAUUUGAAGGUCAUAAAGAUCGCAUAACUGAUUUGUGCUUUAGUGAUGAUGGCAAAUGGCUGCUAUCUUCAAGCAUGGAUGGAAGUCUACGAAUUUUUGAUGUCAUAUUAGCAAGGCAAAUAGAUGCAAUUUCUGUUGAUGUUCCAAUAACAGCAUUGUCUCUGUCUCCUGCAAUGGAUGUUUUGGUUACAUCCCAUGUUGAUCAGAAUGGAGUACACCUUUGGGUUAAUCAAGCUAUGUUCUCUGGAGCAUCCAAGAUGGAUUCUUAUGCAAGUGGAAAUCAAGUAAUGAGUGUCAAAAUGCCAACUGUUACCUCAAAUGGAGGAGCCAACAAAGAAGAAACUUCUAGUCCUGAAAAUGUUAAUGCAAUUCAGAAUGCCUAUUGUAUUCCUCAACUUGAUAAACAGAUGCCUAAUCUGAUUACUCUUUCAUUGCUGCCUAGGAGCCAAUGGCAAAGUCUGACUAAUUUGGAUAUUAUUAAGGUUCGCAACAAGCCAGUUGAGCCGCCAAAACAACCAGAAAAGGCUCCUUUCUUUUUACCCUCAGUUCCUACUCUUUCUGGGCAGAUAUUAUUUGAGGCUGACAGUGAAACUACUGCAGUAAAAGAUAAAGAAAAGAUGAAAAACCAGAAGGCUGUGGUUCUAUCUUCACAGUUUAUUCUUCUACUGAAUUCUUGUGUGGAGACAAAAAAUUUUUCAGCAUUCACAGAUUACAUUAAAGGUUUAUCUCCAUCAGCUCUAGAUUUGGAACUCCGUAUGCUACAGAUUGUAGAUGAGGAUAACUUGGAGAAACUAGAUCAAAGACAACCUGAACUUCAGUCUAUUGGAAUGCUACUUGACUACUUAAUUCAUGAGAUUUCUUGCAGGAAUAACUUUGAGUUUAUUCAAGCUGUUAUAAAAUUGUUUCUGAAGAUUCAUGGUGAAACACUGCGUCAUCACUCAAUGCUCCAAGAAAAAGCAAAAAGGCUUCUUGAAGUUCAAAGCACAGUCUGGCAGAAGAUAGACAAAAUGUUUCAGAGUGCUAGAUGCAUGGUUACAUUUCUGAGCAAUUCACAGUUCUGAUUGUCAGGUGGACUUCUAUUUAUUUAUGAAGAGUUUGUUUCUGCAGUUUUUGAUACACAAUCCUCUGCCAUAUUUAUUGCUCGCAUUGAUAUGUACUCUAUAUCGAAUCUCACCAAAUUACUCCUAGCAAAGCGUUUAUACGCCAGGGACACUAAUUUUCUCUGGCAAUCUCUUGCCAUAAGUUACUGAUUGCUCAAAUUUAUUUGGAGAUGCACCAACUACACGGUUGAUCUACUUAGCUUGUUUUUCAUCAGCAGAAGCUCUUCAUCCCACCACCAGAUUUUCGAUAGAAUGAGGCUUUUGCAUGACCAAGUGUUGUAUCACGAUACUUUGCACUCAAGUGGAGGAUCAACUGCGACCCGCAUGAUCUUCUUAGCCUUUUCACGAGUUACUUAGUUUCAUUUUGUAUCAAGUCAAAUUAUUAUAAACUUUAGUGGUUUUAGGACUUGUAUCCUUUUCCACUCACGACGUUCGAAAAUGUGUAUUCGUAGGAUGUAAAUUCAAGUGGUUUAUAUGAUUUUUGUAGACUAAUUCCGAAUUUUACACAAGUUGUAACAUUUCUUGUUUAACAUGAUCAAUUUAUCAUUAAAAUGCCUCCAUUUGCAGA
This is a messenger RNA of Zingiber officinale, 3528 nucleotides long. RefSeq names its product WD repeat-containing protein 36-like. Gene Ontology annotation, molecular function: protein binding. Gene Ontology annotation, biological process: rRNA processing. Lineage: Eukaryota; Viridiplantae; Streptophyta; Magnoliopsida; Zingiberales; Zingiberaceae. Gene Ontology annotation, cellular component: Pwp2p-containing subcomplex of 90S preribosome; small-subunit processome. The transcript is spliced from 19 exons. The coding region runs from base 207 to 2921 and encodes 904 amino acids. The record is from RefSeq and is a predicted model, not a curated record.